Molecule: messenger RNA, 1430 nt
Organism: Andrographis paniculata
Lineage: Eukaryota; Viridiplantae; Streptophyta; Magnoliopsida; Lamiales; Acanthaceae
Product: elongation factor 1-alpha-like
Exons: 3
Coding region: 81-1430 (449 amino acids)
Biological process (GO): translation; translational elongation
Molecular function (GO): translation elongation factor activity; GTPase activity; GTP binding
Source: RefSeq, a predicted model, not a curated record
ACGGCUUCUCUUGCUCUCUGCGGCGGCUUUGCUAUCUGAUUUCUCGAUAUUUUUACGUUUGGAAGAUUUAGGACUUUGUAAUGGGCAAAGAGAAGAGUCACAUCAACAUUGUGGUCAUUGGCCAUGUCGACUCUGGAAAGUCGACAACAACAGGGCACCUGAUAUACAAGCUAGGCGGCAUCGACAAGCGUGUGAUAGAAAGGUUCGAGAAAGAGGCAGCAGAGAUGAACAAGAGAUCAUUCAAGUAUGCGUGGGUGCUCGACAAGCUCAAAGCCGAGCGCGAGCGCGGAAUCACCAUUGAUAUCGCCUUGUGGAAGUUCGAGACCACGAAAUACUACUGCACUGUCAUCGACGCUCCCGGACACAGAGACUUCAUCAAAAACAUGAUCACCGGAACCUCACAGGCCGACUGCGCCGUCCUCAUCAUCGACUCCACCACCGGCGGCUUCGAAGCCGGAAUCUCCAAGGACGGCCAGACACGUGAACAUGCUCUGCUCGCUUUCACCCUCGGCGUCAAGCAAAUGAUCUGCUGCUGCAACAAGAUGGACGCCACCACGCCAAAAUACUCCAAAGCAAGGUACGAUGAAAUUGUGAAGGAAGUCUCUUCCUACCUCAAAAAGGUCGGAUACAACCCCGAAAAGAUCCCCUUCGUCCCAAUCUCCGGCUUUGAAGGCGACAACAUGAUCGAAAGAUCGACAAACCUCGACUGGUACAAGGGCCCGACGCUCCUUGAAGCUCUCGACCAAAUCCAAGAGCCGAAAAGGCCAUCCGACAAGCCCCUCCGCCUCCCCCUCCAAGACGUCUACAAAAUCGGCGGCAUCGGCACCGUCCCUGUCGGCCGUGUCGAAACAGGGACACUAAAACCCGGCAUGGUCGUCACCUUCGGCCCGACCGGCCUAACCACCGAAGUAAAAUCCGUGGAGAUGCACCACGAGGCGCUCCAAGAAGCUCUCCCCGGCGACAACGUCGGAUUCAACGUGAAAAACGUCGCGGUGAAGGAUCUCAAGCGCGGCUAUGUUGCAUCAAACUCGAAGGAUGAUCCGGCCAAGGAGGCUGCGAACUUUACGUCGCAAGUGAUCAUCAUGAACCACCCUGGGCAGAUUGGGAACGGCUACGCGCCGGUGCUCGACUGCCACACGUCCCACAUUGCUGUGAAGUUUGCGGAGCUGGUGACGAAGAUCGACCGGAGGUCUGGGAAGGAGCUGGAGAAGGGGCCUAAGUUCUUGAAGAAUGGUGAUGCAGGGUACAUUAAGAUGGUUCCGACGAAGCCGAUGGUGGUGGAGACGUUCUCCGAGUACCCGCCACUCGGCAGGUUCGCCGUCAGGGACAUGCGGCAGACGGUGGCCGUCGGAGUUAUUAAGAGUGUGGAGAAGAAGGAGCCCACCGGAGCUAAGGUGACGAAGGCAGCCGCCAAGAAGAGUGGCAAGUGA